AUGCUAUACACACUUGCAUGGGAAAAAUAUUCUGUUUUCUCCCACAACAAACGUCAGGAGGAGUUGGAGAAAUUCAAGGCACCAGGAUUAGUUACUCAGAAGAAGGCAUACUUUAAGGAAUACUAUAAAAAAAUUAGAGAUGGGAAGGAGAGUACUGCACAAGAAGAAAAUGGUGUUGAUGCUGAAGCAUCGGAAGAGGAAAGUAAACCUAGAAAUAUUAGUCAGGAAGCAAAUGGUGCUGAUAUUCACAGAUCAAAAGAGGAAAAUAAGCCUAGCAAUGCCUAUAAAAUUCAGAUUUUAGAUAAUCAUACUACUGCUAAUAACCCAUCCACAAGAGGCAUUAAUGGCGGAGCAGAAGAAGAAAGUUUCUUUAAAAGGAACAGUGGUAGAGCUAGCAAAGAAGAUGGAAUGGGGAAAUGGGGCCCUGUCAGCAAUGAAGUCAAGCGUAGUGGAAGCCAACUGGUGAAGCAAGCAUUUACUAUGAGGGAAAAGUUAGACUGCAGAAUGAGCAAAGAUGUGGUUAAGCCUUCUGAGAAGCCAAAGUCGUCAGUUUGUAGGGAAAUUACGAGCAAGGCAGAUGUUAGUCUUGUUUCAGGCAAAAGAACUACCUCUAAGACCGUAAGCAAAAUAAAAUCUGAACAGGUUCAAUCACAUAGUCAACAUAGGGAUGUACAAUCCAGUUCCAUGGUUUGUCGUGGUUCAUUAAAAGAGGAAAAGAUGGUCUCACUUUCUUCAAAUAUUAGAGAUGGUCCACUUAAAACACAUUCAACUCCCAAAAGCUUGGCAGACAGGCUCCCAGCAACAUCAUCAGUUCUUACUCGAUCUGGUCAGAGAAGUUCAAAAGAGAUGACCACCAUUAGUCGUUUCAGAAAAAUCAGUGUAGAUAACAGGAGCUGUGAUGGAUUCGGUCAGAGGUCUUUAGGGUUGAGUGGCCACCAUAGUCUUCCAAAGAAUAGAGAAUCUGAGAACCAGAGACCAAAAGUCAUGUAA
Messenger RNA from Dovyalis caffra, 990 nucleotides. Lineage: Eukaryota; Viridiplantae; Streptophyta; Magnoliopsida; Malpighiales; Salicaceae. The record is from the annotation of a GenBank genome assembly.